AUGAUCUGGCAAAUCCCUUACCGCAUCCGUCGUGCUAACGAGCGUCGUGGACAGCCUAUCAACCAUCCCCGUGCCGGCCUCAGCGACGAGCAAGAGUUCGAGGCCUGCUGGGAAAUGCUCAACCAGGCCCUAAAAGACAUCCACAAUCGAGACGCCGGAAAACUAUCCUUCGAGCAGCUCUACCGAGCUUCCUACAAGAUCGUACUCAAGCGCCGCGGUCCGGACCUUUUCGAAAAGGUCGGUGCCUUCGAGAGGCAAUGGUUCGCCGAGAAGGUCGUCCCGCCCAUUUUCGACCUGAUGGCCAGCCAUAUGGUCAGUCAUGCUCUCGGUGAGAUGCCUGGCACCACCGAUAACGAGCGGCGAGAGCUGGGAGAGCGGUUCCUGAAGGGAAUGCGCGAUUCGUGGGAGCAGCACAUGAGUGCCGUGGCUAUGAUAUCCGACAUCAUGAUGUACUUGGAUAGAGGACAGACCCAUGAUACCAACCAACCCCAGCUCUACAUGACCAUACUUGGCCUCUACAGAGAUAGCAUCCUACGCCGCCAGUUCACCAACAUCGAUGGUCCCCUCAGCGACGUUAUCAACGCCGUUGUUCUCGACCUCAUCAACAUGGAUCGAAAGGGCGACGUUAUCGACAAGAAUCUCGUUAAGCGGCUGCUUCAAAUGUACGAGCAGCUGGCAGAGACCGAUGACCUGGCAGACGACGACCGCCUCUACCUCACCACUUUCGAACCAGCGUACCUCGAGGACAGCAAGCGAUUCUACGCACAAGAGGUGGACCAAUUGCUCCGGGAGGGUGAUGCCGGCACCUGGUUGCGCCACACAAGCCGCCGACUGGUCGAAGAGGAAGAUCGCUGCGAGACGACAGUGUCCAAAUUGAGCCUCACGAAGAUUGUGAAAGUUGUCGACGACGAACUCAUCUCGAACCAUCUGGAUAGAUUCCUGGCGCUGGAGGGUAGUGGCCUCCGCGCCAUGAUCGACAACGACCGUAUCGAGGAUCUCUCUCUUCUCUACAGGAUCGUCGGCAGAGUCUCUGACGGCAUUGACAAAGUCAAGAAGAUCAUGCAGGCUCGGAUUGUCGAGCUUGGCCUGGAGAUUGAGAAGGCUCUGAAGGAUGCCAACUUCUCGGCGCAACAGCCCGGAGCAGAAGGAGAGGAGGCGGCAAAACCGCUCACUGGCUCAGCCCGCGUGACAGCCGCAGCCGUCAAGUGGGUUGAUGACGUCCUCAAACUCAAGGACAAGUUCGACACGUUCCUGCACGGCUGCUUCCAAAGCGACAAGAUACUCGAGUCCGCGCUGACUAAGAGUUUUUCCGAGUUCAUCAACCUUUUCAGUCGGAGCUCCGAAUUUGUGUCACUGUUCAUUGACGACAACUUGAAGAACGGCAUCCGAGGCAAGACCGAGGCUGAGGUUGAUGAGAGCAUGGAAAAGGCCAUCGUACUCGUGCGGUUCCUCCAGGACAGGGACAUGUUCCAGCGGUACUACCAGAAGCACUUAGCGCGCCGUCUUCUGCACGGAAAGUCCGAGAGUGAAGACGCUGAGAAGCAGCUGAUCUCACGGAUGAAACAAGAGAUCGGCAGUCACUUCACACAGCGAUUCGAGGGCAUGUUCAAGGACAUGGAUACUUCACGAGACCUCACCACGGGAUAUCGAGACUACAUCCGUGACCUUGGAGAUAUGGACCGCAAAAACAUCGACCUCGGAAUCAAUGUCCUCACCAGCAAUCACUGGCCUGCGGAGGGCAUGAUGCAGAAAUCGCAAGAUGGUCGUUUUAUCGAGUGCAAUUGGCCAGCCGAGAUCAAGGGUCUUCAAGCUAGUUUCUUCAAGUACUAUCUCACCGAGCGCAAUGGACGGGUCUUGACUUGGGUCGGAAACCUUGGUACCGCCGAUAUCAAGUGCGUGUUCCCAAAGGUGCCUGGAAAGGAGACCGGGCCGCUGAGCAAGGACCGACGGUACGAGCUCACUGUGUCUACUCACGGCAUGGUGGUGCUGCUGCUGUUCAACGAUUUGCCAGACGGUCAGUCGCUCAGUUACGAGGAGAUCCAGGCGCAGACCGAUAUCCCUCCCGGCGAUCUGAACCGUGCUUUGGCGUCGCUCUCACUGGCUCCCAAGUCCCGGGUCCUGCUCAAGGAGCCCAUGACCAAGACUAUCAAGCCAGGCGACAAAUUCUCCUACAACAGCUCUUUCGCCAGCAAACAGGUCAAGAUCAGGGCGCCGAUUGUCAGUGCCCAGUCCAAGGUCGAAGGUGACGAGGAGCGCAAGGAGACGGAGAAGAAGAACGACGAGAGCCGCAACCACAUCGUGGAUGCGGCGGUGGUCAGGAUCAUGAAGGCCCGCAAAGAGCUUGCGCACAACCAGCUCAUAUCUGAGGUGGUCACUGUGUUGACUGGUCGCUUCAAACCUGACAUCCCAAUGGUCAAGAAGCGCAUCGAAGACCUCAUCGCACGCGAGUACCUCGAGCGUGCCGAGGACACGGACGCGACCCAGCAGAGAUACCGCUACCUUGCGUGA
Diaporthe amygdali is the source of this 2508-nucleotide messenger RNA. RefSeq lists its product as uncharacterized. Bases 1 to 2508 code for a protein of 835 amino acids. Lineage: Eukaryota; Fungi; Ascomycota; Sordariomycetes; Diaporthales; Diaporthaceae. Gene Ontology annotation, molecular function: ubiquitin protein ligase binding. The record is from RefSeq and is a predicted model, not a curated record. The transcript is spliced from 2 exons. Gene Ontology annotation, biological process: protein ubiquitination; ubiquitin-dependent protein catabolic process. Gene Ontology annotation, cellular component: Cul3-RING ubiquitin ligase complex.